AUGGUGGAACACUUUAUCAAACAAAUGCAAUCGGAAUUUGAGAUGAGUCUUGUUGAUGAAUUGACGUAUUUUCUUGGACUUCAAGUAAAACAGAUGGAUGACUCCAUCUUCAUCUCUCAAAUCAAGUAUGCCAAGAACAUAGUGAAGAAAUUUGGAAUGGAGAAUGAAAGUCAUAAGAGGAUACCUGCUCCAACUCAUUUGAAGUUAUCAAAAGAUAAAAAGGGUGUUGUUGUUGAUCAAAGCUUGUACACAAGUAUGAUUGGAAGUUUGCUAUAUCUUGCAGCUAGCAUACCAGAUAUAACAUUUGUUGUAGGUGUAUGUGUAAGAUAUCAAGCUGAGCCAGAAACUAGUCACAUCAAUCAAGUGAAAAGAAUUUUUAAGUACAUCAAUGGUACAAGAGAUUAUGAGAUGUUAUACUCUCAUAGUUCAGGUUCUAUGCUUGUAUGGUAUUGUGAUGCAGAUUGGGUUAGUAGUGCUGAUGAUCGAAAAAACACGUCUAGUGGAUGUUUCUUUUUGGGCGCUUCAAUCGGGUUAUUAUAUUCCACCUCUUAG
This is a messenger RNA of Vicia villosa (hairy vetch), 552 nucleotides long. RefSeq lists its product as uncharacterized. The transcript has a single exon. The coding region runs from base 1 to 552 and encodes 183 amino acids. The record is from RefSeq and is a predicted model, not a curated record. NCBI's taxonomy places the organism in Eukaryota, Viridiplantae, Streptophyta, Magnoliopsida, Fabales, Fabaceae.